This is a messenger RNA of Vanessa tameamea, 1919 nucleotides long. It is a transcript of the gene DnaJ-14, whose product is annotated as protein tumorous imaginal discs, mitochondrial-like. Gene Ontology annotation, cellular component: mitochondrion. NCBI's taxonomy places the organism in Eukaryota, Metazoa, Arthropoda, Insecta, Lepidoptera, Nymphalidae. The transcript has 11 exons. Gene Ontology annotation, biological process: mitochondrion organization; response to heat; protein folding. Bases 27 to 1373 code for a protein of 448 amino acids. The record is from RefSeq and is a predicted model, not a curated record. Gene Ontology annotation, molecular function: heat shock protein binding; ATP binding.
UAUUUGACAUUAGUUUUUCUGUAAAGAUGGCUCCGACCCGGAGUAUUAUUGGAUUUUUAAAUCCUAAAACUAUUAGUGCUGUUUUUAGUUCAAAUAUAUCAAAAACUUCGUGUCGCUUUAUUCAUAGAUGUAAUAAUUGCAAUCAUUUUUUAAGGAAUCCGGUAGUAUCUACCGUGACAUUGGGUCGUAAAAAUAUUAAAUAUGGCGAACUUAGUGCGAGACAUCGAUACAUUCAUACUACUUCUAGUUUAAAUGCAAGGACCGACUAUUAUCAAGUCCUCGGUGUAUCCAAAAAUGCUUCAGCUAAAGAUAUCAAAAAGGCGUACUAUCAGCUCGCUAAAAAGUAUCACCCGGAUGCGAAUAAAUCAGAUCCAGAAGCUCCGAAAAAGUUCCAAGAAGUUUCCGAAGCGUAUGAGAUCCUGUCUGAUGAAAACAAACGUAAGCAAUAUGAUACAUAUGGUACAACAUCUGAACAAAUGGGCAUGGGUGGAGGACCCGGAGGACCUGAUGGUUUUACACAUCAAUGGCAAUAUAAAUCCACCAUAGAUCCUGAAGAGCUCUUCCGUAAGAUAUUUGGAGAUGCAGGAUUCAAAGCUGAAUCGUUUAGCGACUUUGCUGAGAGCAAGUUUGGUUUUGGUGCAGCUCAAGAAAUAAUAGUAAAUCUACGAUUCACUGAAGCAGCUCGUGGUGUGAACAAAGAUAUAAAUGUCAAUGUGGUAGACACAUGUCCUAAAUGUAUGGGGUCUAGGAGUGAGCCUGGCACCAAAGCUAUCAAGUGCACCUAUUGUAAUGGCACUGGCAUGGAAACAUUUUCUAGAGGACCAUUUGUGAUGCGUUCAACUUGCCGACAUUGCCAUGGCACUAGAAUGCUGAUUAAGUUCCCAUGUGUUGAGUGUGAAGGCAAGGGACAGACUGUUCAACGUAAGAAAGUUACAGUUCCAGUACCGGCUGGAGUGGAAGAUGGACAGACAGUACGAAUGGCUGUUGGCAACAAUGAAGUCUUUAUAACAUUCAAAGUUGAAAGCUCAAGCUAUUUUAAAAGAGACGGACCAGAUGUUCAUACUGAUUGCACAAUUUCAGUGUCACAAGCAUUACUGGGUGGAACCGUGAGGAUACAAGGCCUUUAUGAAGACCAUACAAUACAGAUCGUUCCGGGCACGUCCUCUCACAGCAUAGUCCGUUUGUCUCGGAAAGGUAUGAAGAGAGUCAGUCAGCACGGACACGGUGACCACUAUGUGCACAUUAAAAUACAGGUACCGAAGACGCUGAGUGAAAAGCAGAAGGCACUUGUAUACGCUUACGCUGAACUAGAAGAGGAAACGCCAGGCCAAAUACACGGGGUUUCUUAUGACAGAGAUGGUGACAAAAUAUAAAGAGAAAGCGCUUUUGUAAAAAAGUUUCGAUAUCGGAGCCUCAGAAUUUGGUGGACGCUGUCAAAGAAGCGCUUAAAGAGAAGAAAAAUAUCGAAGGCGGUACAUCAGAGACCUCCGAAGAAGAUGUCGUGAAAGAGUCCAAGCGCAGCAAGGGUUAAAGUAUAAGCUAAUUUACAUUUUACGGUCUUAAUAAUAAGACACAAUUUGCACACGCACGUAGAAAAAUUCCAAUGAUAUAGGUUAAAUUCUCGUAUUAUAAAAUUAUUUUCUUUUGAAUUUACCUUUUAUUUCUCUUCACAAAACAAAUUGUCGUUUUUUUUUUACUUCUGUACUGUACUGUGAUAUGAGUUUUGAAAUAGUUAAGACAUGCAAGAUGUUUAUAAUCGUUAUAUGGAUAAAUUUAACGUGAUUUUUUUUUCAAAUAACGAAAUCUAUACCAAUACAAUGUAUAUUGUAAUAAUAUAACUUUUUCCAAUAUGGCUGAAAUAGAUGUACAUAACCGUUAACUAGUUUGUAGGAUGUGGUAAUAAAGAAAAAUAAUAAUAA